UUUCAUUCAAACGGCGUCGUUGAGCCCUGGUUCUAAACCCUAAAUUAUUACAUUUGCCUGGGUAACAGAGAGUGAGGUUCAGUAGCCAUGGAGGAAGAGGAACAAGAGCAAAGUGCAGUGAGAAUCUUCGUCGGAGGAUUGGGUGAAGCCGUCACCGGCGAUGAUCUCCAGCGGCUAUUCGCUUCUCUCGGCACCGUCCAAUCAAUCGACACAAUCCGAACCAAAGGCCGCAGCUUCGCCUACCUCGACUUCAUCCCCUCCCCCACCGAUCCCAAAUCGCUCACCAAGCUCUUCAGCAAGUACAAUGGCUGCGCAUGGAAGGGUGGAAGGCUCAGACUCGAGAAAGCCAAAGAGAAUUACCUUGCACGGUUGAAGAAAGAAUGGGAAGAAGAAGCUCUGGUUAACAGUAUCCAAUCACCAUCUGAUGAUGAUGAUGUUCCUGCUCAGAAUAAUGAAUUGGAGGAAAACCCGAAUGCGAGACGCGCUUCGAAUAUUCCAGACACGAAGCAGCUCAGGGUUUUCUUUCCCAGAUUGAGAAAGGUGAAAUCUAUACCAUUCAGUGGAUCUGGCAAGCACAAAUAUAGUUUCCAGAAUAUUAAAGUUCCUCCGAUGCCCGUGCAUUUUUGUGAUUGUGAGGAACAUUGUAGUCCUUUUGUCAAAGAAAGAGGAAAAGUGCCUUCUCAUGGGACAGCAGAAAUUGGUGGAAUAAAUGAUGAAGAAAUUAACAUAAUGAAUGCUGUGAUGAACAAGCUAUUUGAAAAAGAAAAGGUUUCCAACACCAAGGAUCUUGAAAAGGGGCAGGAUUCCUUUAAAUCACCUGAUGCUUUACCUUUAAAUGAAUGUGAAGUAGAUAGUGCAACCGAUGAUGAUGAUGACGGUCUCAUUAUUAAUAUUGAGACUAAGAAAAGUAAAGCAGCUUUAUCUGGGAGCCAUGAACUUGAAAGGAUCAUGGAAAAUCCGGAAUCAUGGUCGAACAAAACAAGAAUUGCCAAGGAAGAACCGAAGGAGAGUAUGCUUCAAGUGCAGAAAAGGAGUGAUGACAGUCAGAACAAGGUCAAGAAGCGAAAACCACUUCCUGAAUUGGAGAGCGAAAGCAAUGGGUGUGUCUCUACAACCCCUGGUAGCAAAAGUAAUACGAAGACCCUUCCAGAUGAGCUGGGAUCUGGUGCACAUCCUGCAAAAGUUUCAUGGAUUCAGAAGUCUUCAUGGAAAGAACUUCUUGGUCAAGGAGGCAGCGCUGCUUUCAGUGCCUCUCUCAUACUGCCGAAGCCCGAUUCUGGUAUAGAUCAACAAAGAACUGAUGAUCCUUCGACACCCUCAUCUGCAAGCGACGAAACUGAAAAUAGUGAAAGCGAUGAUGAAUACCCAGGGAGCGAACCUACCAAUACACAAGUGAUACAAGAGUCCGCUGAACCACAACCUACCAAUAAACGAGUGAUAAAGGAGCUUGCUAAAGCUCAGCCUACCGAUAAAGGAGUGAUAAAUGAGCCUGCUGAAGUCCAGCCUAUCAAUAAAGGAGUGAUGAAUGAGCCUACUGAAGCCCAUCCUACCCAUAAACAAGUGACAAAUGAGCUUGCUGAAACUCAGCAUAAUGUGGCACCUAAUAACACGGGUAGAGGUGCUUCGUGGCUGCGAAAGCAAUCCUGGACACAACUGGUUAGUCCAAGUAAUAAUUCCUUCAGCAUUUCGCAAAUUUUGCCUGACAUUACUUUCCCAGAGCCAAUAUUCAAGGAGCCUGUUGUGGAUCCUGCCAAUUCCGAUGAUUGCAAGCAUGGUGGUGUAAAUAUGGAUACUACUAAUGAAGCUUUCAACGGGGAGAUUAUACCAGAGAAGAGUCAGCAUACUGAUGCCAGUGAUACUGCUGCUCCAGUAGUGGAGCAAAAAACUGAAACAAGUCCAGGAGACGACGACACGUCCACUGCUGAUAUUGAAAUAGGCGAAACUUGCUCAUUUAUGAGGAGUGCUGCUUCUUUGAAAGAGUGGGCAAAAGCUAAGGCUGCACUUAGUGGAUCACUCAAGCGAAAGCGUGGUGAGAAGUAAAGGCAUUGAGCUGCAUGAUCUCAUGGGUUUGAGCAGUAUUAUGAUUUAUAUACACUGUUGUUUUUUCAGUUCAAUCAAGUGAAAAUGCAAGGUAAAGAAAGGCAAAUCCGUUUUCAGAUACUGUGAAAACAGGAAGACUAUGUAUGCACUUUGCAAAAGAUUUAUUCAUACUUUUUUCUUUACACACUUGCAAUGUUGUAUCUUUGUUGUUUUAUUAACCAAAAACGAAGGAAUUGGAUUCUCUCAAGCAGGAAUCCUCAGCAAUCUGCA
Messenger RNA from Lotus japonicus, 2310 nucleotides. RefSeq names its product protein REPRESSOR OF SILENCING 3-like. The record is from RefSeq and is a predicted model, not a curated record. Gene Ontology annotation, molecular function: RNA binding. Lineage: Eukaryota; Viridiplantae; Streptophyta; Magnoliopsida; Fabales; Fabaceae. Gene Ontology annotation, cellular component: nucleus. The transcript is spliced from 3 exons. The coding region runs from base 88 to 2040 and encodes 650 amino acids.